GCUGCGCCUCCCAUUCCUUCAAUUCCAACAUCAAUGGCCGACUUCACUUCAGGAACUGAAAUCGAUAUCACGAAGCACCAACACAGUUCAAGUCGAAAGGUUCUUAUUGGGCUCAUCACAGUUUCGUCUGUGAUGGCAAUCAUCAUGGUGUCCAUCAUGUGUUUGUGGAUAUGCCACAGAAAGAAUAUACACAAAUCAGGCAAAAUCGGUACCAAAAAAUUAGAUUCUUUGAGAGGACUUCCAUUGAGUUCAUUCGUUAGCAGAACUAACGGUGUUUUCAAAACCAAAAUCGAAAAGGGAUCGGUGGUUGUUAUGGAUUAUAAUGUGUUAGAAUCAACAACAAAUAACUUCGGUGAAAGCGAGAUAUUAGGCGUAGGUGGAUUUGGAUGCGUGUAUAAAGCUCGACUCGAUGAUAAUUUGCAUGUAGCUGUUAAAAGAUUAGAUGGUAUUAGUCAAGACGCCAUUAAAUAA
Molecule: messenger RNA, 471 nt
Organism: Lactuca sativa (garden lettuce)
Lineage: Eukaryota; Viridiplantae; Streptophyta; Magnoliopsida; Asterales; Asteraceae
Product: putative receptor-like protein kinase At1g80640
Molecular function (GO): ATP binding
Source: RefSeq, a predicted model, not a curated record